This is a messenger RNA of Lampris incognitus (smalleye Pacific opah), 2152 nucleotides long. RefSeq names its product CDC42 small effector 2 (gene cdc42se2). Gene Ontology annotation, molecular function: small GTPase binding. The record is from RefSeq and is a predicted model, not a curated record. Gene Ontology annotation, cellular component: plasma membrane. Gene Ontology annotation, biological process: regulation of Rho protein signal transduction. Bases 232 to 462 code for a protein of 76 amino acids. NCBI's taxonomy places the organism in Eukaryota, Metazoa, Chordata, Actinopteri, Lampriformes, Lampridae. The transcript is spliced from 5 exons.
CAGUUGCAUUACCUUGGCGACUAUACCUCUGGCUGGAGUGUGUUGCCAGAGGUCUUGAGGAGCAUUUACUGCAUGUCAGCUGUUCUCCCCAGAGAAACUAGUGGUUUGAGUCUGCCAUCAGUUUCCGGUGUGUGUUUUCAGCAUCGGUAAUAUUGCAAACAGGAAGAAAUAAAAGGGAGAGACAAGUGAACCAAGAGAGGAAACUGUCGCGGCCACUGUUUUAGCCUCAGCAUGACUGAGUUCUGGGUCUGUUUCAGCUGCUGCAUUGCCGAGCAGCCUCAGCCUAAAAGGCGACGACGAAUAGAUCGCUCUAUGAUCGGGGAGCCUACAAACUUUGUUCACACCACACAUGUAGGCUCAGGAGACAUGGGCCUGGGCCUGGCAUCUGUGGACCUUGUUCAGGCCCAGAUGAAAUCUAAAGGUGGUUAUGCUCAUACAGGUUCUGAAGGCUCUCAGUUAUAACAAGACCAUCAAAGAAACUUGUGGAAACUACUGUUAAAUUGAGGAAAACUUUUCAAAAGCAGUUCUGUCUUGAAUGGACACAGGACCAAAAAAAUGAAACCACUGCUUUUCCAUAAUGUUGUAUAUAAUUUUUCAUAUUUUUUUGUCUUUCAUUUUCUUUUUUCUUUUUUUUUUUUAAUGAAAGCACUGCUAUUCAUUGCCUGCCAUACUGUUGCACUGUAAAGAUUAGUAAAGAGGGUUUAGAAGAGCUCAUAGUCUCAGUCAGAUGUAUGCUUGCGUGUAUGCAUGAGGAAUAUAUUUUCAAAAAUCCUUGCUGUUUAAGCCCAUUUGGAUGCCUGUAUUUAUUCUUUUGAUUUGUAAACAGACCUCAUGGUGGCUGGGCCACUCCAGAUAUUUGGAACAUUCUUCGUUUCAUUCUGUAUUCUCAGAGGCUUUUUCAAAAGACAGGGAGAGAUAGCAAGGCAAAAGACGAUAUGUUCACUGUUUUAUGCUGAAAAGUACUCAUAAUUCAUUGAGUUUCUUUCAGGGGUAAAAAAAAAAUGCUGUUUUGUAAUAAACUUGAAAUGAGUAGAGCACACUGGACCAUCUAUUGUACACUCACAAUUGCUUAUACAUUUUGCUUUGUUUUCUUUUUUUUUAUAUAUACUCAUUUAGAAAUAACCAUACUAGAAUUUUAAAUAAACUGCAAACUUCUUAAUCUGCCUUUGUGAAGUUAUUUUACUUUUCUUUUCUUUUUUUUUAAAUAUGUCUAUCGAUAUUCUGACCAACAGGCCAUUAUGGCUAUCCAGGAGGGGCAGAGUUUUGCUAUGUGUUGUUAGCGUACCUUCUCUCUAUGUUGCUCAAUAUUUUGUUGAUGUUGAUUUUGGUCACCAGUUUAGCGGUCCACCUACUUCCUACAUUGCCUCAAUUGCUCCCCACGUUAGAAAUGUAAAUCAACCCAGUCUGCCCUUUUAUGUUCUCUGUGUGUGUGUUCCCCAUCUUUAACCAUAGUGUUCUCUUGUCAAGGCAGGAUUUUUUUUUCUCUCGCACAAUUCAUACCCUUUCUAGAAAUAAGGUCAACUUUCAGCAUUGACCAGGGAUUGCAAAAGUGUAUUUUAUGGGUAGAGAAAGUGUCUUUUAAGAGAACUGUUAUUUAAAAGAUGCUUUACUUUCGCUCUUACCCAAUCUUUGUGGUUUGCCGGGGCUUUUAUUUUGAAAUGUCCAGGCUUCAAAUCUUGUUUGUUGAAAUGGAUACCUGACAGAUUGCAGUCAAACUAAGAUGCAUACCAGUGUUAAUUGGAGUGUUAUGCGUUUUGUUCGUGUUCUUAUUUCCUAAUUGGCUUAAUUUCAUCUUAAUAGCAAUGACCGUUAAAUUGGUUCACAACGGAGGAACAUCCCAUGAUUCUCUGACACAAUAUAUUUGGUUUUUACUGUUUGGCAUGUAAAUAUUGAAAUAACAGAAAAGAAAGCCUGUCUUAACCCAACUCCAAUAUAGAAAAAAGUUUCUGUGCUAUCUCUUCAAAAACCUUAAAACUGUAUGUCAUUUCAUUCUGCAUAACCAGUGUGGCCUAUUGUCUUUGUCUUGCCCCCCCUGUAAAUGUAUUAAAAAUGUCAUCUCUUAAUUUUUUGAGUUCUCUUUUCUAGUUUGUCUGCAUGUGUGUUGCCCUUGGCACAUAGCACACACACACACACACACACACACACACAUGGU